Messenger RNA from Striga hermonthica, 3510 nucleotides. The record is from the annotation of a GenBank genome assembly. Lineage: Eukaryota; Viridiplantae; Streptophyta; Magnoliopsida; Lamiales; Orobanchaceae.
AUGGCGAACGAUUCGGAUAUGAGCGGGUGGACGGAUCUUUUGCACUCCUCCUCGAAGCUUAUCGAUCAAGCCGCCCCUUCGGCUCAAUUCCCGCCGCUUCAGAGGAAUUUGGACCAGUUGGAGGCUCUGUCGAAGAAGCUUAAAGCGAAAACCCUGCGAACUGAAGCUCCUUCUCAAUCUAUUGCGGCUACUAGGCUAUUAGCACGAGAAGGGUUGAAUGCUGAGCAACUUGCUCGCGAUCUCAAGUCCUUUGAAUUGAAGACAACAUUCGAAGAUGUUUUUCCUGCUGAAGCAACGACGGUCGAGGAGUAUCUUCAACAGGUUCAUGAAAUGGCAAUGCUCUCAGCAGUGCAGGAAGCUCAGAAGGAUAAUCUUAGAAGUUUCAAUAAUUAUAUGAUGUCUGUUUUGGAGGAGGAUUGGCAUAGGGAAAAAAAGGAUUUUCUUCAGAGCAUGAGCCGAAUUUCAACACUACCUAGAACUAAUAUUCACGAUUCUACCAGUGGGGUGAGUCGCCAGGGUCAAAUUGUGCCAAGGACUUCAACUCCUGAGGUUUCAUCUGGUCCAUCUGGUAUGGAGUCUGCUCUUGUGGCUAAUAAACCUGUGAUUGAGAAGAAGGCGGCUGCAUAUGCUGAAGUUGUGAAAAGUCUUAACAGUGCAAGACAGCAUGGCUAUGAGUUCAAACCAGCUGCGGCUUUCAGAAACGCGUACGAAAGUUUGAAACUUGAUUCUUCGGGUACAAAAUCCGUUAGCAUGAUGAAAAUAUGGCACCUGAUUAUGUCAUUAAUGGGUGAGGACCCGAGUGUGAGUGCGCCACGGAAUAUCUCAAAAAGAAUGUCCUUAGUAAUGGGGGCCCGGCGUCAUCUGGAAUGGGGUCAUGAGAAGUAUGUGAUGGAUAUGAUUCAAAGUCAUCCUGCACAGGCUGCUCUUGGUGGGGCUGUUGGAAAUUUGCAGAGGAUACGUGCCUACCUCCGGAUGCGUUUAAGGGAUUAUGGAGUUCUUGAUUUUGAUGCAGGCGAUGUUCGCCGACAGCCUCCUAUCGAUACCACUUGGCAACAGAUAUAUUUUUGCCUGCGGACUGGAUACUAUGAUGAUGCUCUAGGAGUUGCCCGGACAUCUAGGGCCUCCCAGCAAUACAGUACUCUGCUGUCUGAGUGGAUAACCACUGGAGGCAUGGUAUCAACCGAGACUUCAGCUGCCGCCACAGAAGAAUGCGAGAAAAUACUUCGCAUGGUUGACCGGUUAGGCCGCCCUUCAUACGACAAGAAAAAAGUACUCCUCCAUGCCAUUAUAUCCGGUUCCAGGAGGUUAAUCGACCGAUUACUCAGAGAAUUACCCACAAUCUUCAAUACGAUCGAGGAUUUCCUAUGGUUCAUGCUGUCUGCCAUACGCGAGAGCCCAAGUGGGCCCCCUUCCUCGGUUGUGCUCAACAGCGGCGCAUCAUCCCCCUACAGCUUGGAAGAUUUGCAGGCAUACCUAAAUAAAUUCGAGCCGUCAUAUUACACAAAAAACGGAAAGGACCCUUUGGUCUACCCUUAUGUUUUGUUUCUAAGCAUUCAGCUGCUUCCAGCUGUUCUCCAUUUGUCAAAAGAUAUGGGAGACGAUGGGUAUGGUGUAGAUUCCGUGCAUAUAGCUAUCGUAUUGGCUGACUAUGGAGUCCUUCCGGAAGGUUCUGGACCUGAACAAAAGCUGGGGACAAUGGAUGCUUUGGCCGAGGCCUCCAGCAUAAUCAGGCAGUACGGGGCAGCCUAUUUACGGCACGGGGACUUGUUGAUGGCGCUCGAGUACUAUGUGCAGGCUGCAGCUGCUGCCGGUGGAGGGCUGCUGUCAUGGAUCGGGAGAGGUAGUGUGGAUCAGCAGAGGAGGAGGACUUUGAUGUUGAAACAGCUUCUGACGGAGAUUGUGUUACGUGAUGAUGGCAUUUACCUCUUGUUAGGGUCAAGGGGAACUGGGGAAGAGGGGCAGUUGGCGAAAUUUUUGACUGAUUGGAAGACGAGGCAUCAGUUUCUAGUCGAAGCUGCUCGGCAUUGUCAGGAUGCUGGUUUGUAUGAUAAGUCCAUAGAAAUUCAGAAAAGAAUUGGGGCAUUUUCGGCUGCACUGGACACAAUAAACAAGUGUCUGUCUGAAGCAAUUUGUUCGCUGUCACGAGGUAGGCUUGAUGGAGAAAGCAGGAUUGCUGGCCUCAUACACUCUGGAAAUGGGAUCUUAGAGACAUUCAAAUACUAUCCUGAAAUCAGUCCUCAAGAGAGAGCAAAUGUGAUGGAGCAACAAACUGUGCUGAGGCAGCUCGAGGCAAUCUUAGCCAUCCAUAGACUCGCUACUUACGGAAGCCAAUUGGAUGCACUGCGGGAGAUCGCUAGACUACCAUUCCUUCCGCUGGACCCUCGUGCACCGGAUAUAACCACCACAGAUGUGUUCAAUAAUUUAUCGCCACACGUUGAGUCGUGUGUCCCGAGCCUUCUCAAGGAUGCGCUUUUGUGCUUGGAUAACGUCACUGACACAGAUGGGUCUCUGCGGGCCCUGAGAGCAAAGAUUGCGAACUUCCUUGCCAACAACUUGAACAGGAACUGGCCGCGUGAUUUGUACGAGAAGGUUGCUCGAAGCUUUUCGCAGCCGCCAACUGAGGUACAGGUUGCGUCAAAAGGUGUACGAGAUCCGGCAGGCGACGGGUGUUCUAGCCGGAGGCUGGAGCUCGCCGCCCUCCUUACGAGCGGUUUCCGGAGCUUCAAAUCGCGGCGAUCGAGGCCCCCACAGUUGCAAAGUAAGUUAAAUCAAUGGAAACUGAAAGCCUUUGUGAAGGCAAGUUCGAUUCCGAUAGCAACUCCGAGGGCUUUGUUGAUGACACAGUGGAUGACGAAUCUUGCUUUGACUCUGAAACCAUACCCAGUUUACAAUUCAGAAGAGAUGGGAAUGGCUGAGUUGGUAGAGAAAAGAGGUAAAAUGUGGACCACAACUGGGAUAGUUCGCGAUGGAAAGACAUACUGUAUGAUUGAAGAAACAUUGUUUUUGGCAGAGAUUGGUGCAUUAGAUGUCGUGAACAGUGAAGACAAGCCCAUUUCUCUAAGCAGUUUAUAUGAAAAAAUAGCAGGGGACAUGAACAAGAACAGAUGCUCUUGGGAGUCUUUUGAAGCCUACCGGCACUUGAAGCUUCUAGGUUAUGUGGUGGGCCGCCAUGCUGUCCCUUGGUCUAUGAAGAAUGUAAAAUUACAAGAUGGGGCCCGAGAAAAUACAACGGAACUCAACGACCUUGGAGAUGUGGGAUUAUUAAACAACCAGGAUAUCACGGAGAUGUUUAAUAAGUUAAAUUUUGGUGAACCGGGACCGAUAUUUGACGUUUAUCCUCCUAAUAGCAAGUUUAGAAAAUCAUCUCCCGGAAAUCCAUCUUUCGUGCUCUGCCUUACAGGGGACCGUCCGCCAUCCAAACGAGAAAUCGAAGAACUUGAGGCACGUUGCAACGGAGUUCCCCUGAAGUUCUGUGUUGUUGAGCACGGACGGGCUGCUGGAAAUAGCUAA